Molecule: messenger RNA, 1478 nt
Organism: Periconia digitata
Lineage: Eukaryota; Fungi; Ascomycota; Dothideomycetes; Pleosporales; Periconiaceae
Source: the annotation of a GenBank genome assembly
UGCUCUCAAACAUCAUGGGAGACAGGCCAAAAAAUUUGGCCGCGGUGGCUUUUCAUGUGACAUAUCGUAUCUCUCUAGAGCGCAUCCGAGAGUUGCUGCGUUUGUUACCAUAGCGUAUGAACUGGAAUCUCAAAAGUCUGUAGUUUUUACUGCAAAGCAAAGACCUACCAUGCUAAUCAGAACGCUUCUCGAAGUCUUCUCGAAGCGCCGUAGCCUCUACACCAUGUACGCUACGUAGUAAGGCGUAUGUUGGACCAAAACCCGGAGUCAGGUGCUCGUGCGCAACCUAAGCGGGGAGUAGCCGGGACCAGUGUAAAGAUUUUGAAGGCCAAUCUCCGCCCUUCCAGCGUUGAAGCUUGCUGAACUAGUGCAAGUUCUGGCCUGUGUGUUGCUGGAGCAUACUCCACUCCAGUCAAUGCCUAAAGGCCGGGGAUAAGAGGCUGCUAUACGAGCAGAAAACGGCUUCAAGUCUAGUGCACUUGCUAACCGACACAACUUCCAAACAAGACAGAGGAUGCUCAACAGACAAUUCUGAAACAAAAUAUCUUGAUUUGUUGGGACAGUGUCCAAGCAAACAGAUUCGCUUCUCAGCAUGGAUGUCUUAUGUGAGCUAGUUCUAGCGACCUUAACAUAGUAAGUGCUAUCGUACAUGUAAGCCCUUGAUUCGUCCGAGUCUUAAAUGCAUCAAUUUGGAUUAUCGAGUCUCUCACGUACCAACUGGUUCAGUGAAUACUACGCCUCCAGGCUAUCCCUCGAACUGCACCUUGGGUUUAAUUGGGCUGUGCAUACAGCUUGAGUCGUAUAUUCUCGAAGCUGUAUCUUCCGUUGACCCCUGACCAUAGAUCACUUCACCAUCACCGUGCCACAGUCUCAUCUCAAAAAGCGUACUUUUCUAGAAGUCGAACUUGUAAUCAUACAGCAAUAUUGGUAAGCACUGUACGCAGUCUUGCCUGAUGCUCACUCAUCGUUGCUGCUCCCUGGUACUGGGUUUCGGGCUGUAAAUUGAUUAUUGGGGCACAGUAGGCAUCUUGCUGGCCUUCAAACAUAGUGUCUGAAAACCAUCCAAUCAACGGAUUUAUCUUCCGGACAUCGGUCAUAUUCCCCACACCAAGAACGCAACUUUGUGGCGGGCUGCAAUAUAGCUCUCGUCAAGGCGAAAUGCAGCUAGCACACUGUUGUUGCGCCAUCUAUUUAUGUGUAAUUGCUGUAUUUAAGCAAAACAUCAUUCAUUCAUGCGUCUUGUAUACAUCAGUAGCAUCAACAAUUCUGCACAGACAGUCCCCAACUUCAUACACGAUCUAAUGGAUACCACACAACUGGCAUGUAUCGUUCAUUCAAUACUUCUUGUUCGGUUCAUCAAUCCGUACUUGAGAUCAUCUGAAAAGUCUUUUGAAUGCACGUUAGUUGACUUGCCUCCAUAUAACCUCUCAAUGUGGAACGCUUGCGUGUAUGCUCAAAAUCUGCCUUCUCAUGCAUGA